Molecule: messenger RNA, 10057 nt
Organism: Peromyscus leucopus (white-footed mouse)
Lineage: Eukaryota; Metazoa; Chordata; Mammalia; Rodentia; Cricetidae
Gene: C9H10orf71
Product: chromosome 9 C10orf71 homolog
Exons: 5
Coding region: 572-4780 (1402 amino acids)
Biological process (GO): positive regulation of calcineurin-NFAT signaling cascade
Cellular component (GO): Z disc
Source: RefSeq, a predicted model, not a curated record
ACUUGACACCACGCGGGUGUUGCAGAGCGGACUGUUUGCCUCUUCCCCACCACGAACACCAUUUGGUUUCCCCAGGCCAGUCUCUGUUUGGCCUGGCUAAGGGGGAAGAAGUUCGGGCAACUGGGCAGAGCCGGUACCCUCCAGAUCCUGGGAAGGCCUGUGGAACAAGCAGCUGGUUCACACGUGGAGAUCGGAAGAUGGACAGUGAUGACGCCAAAUCUCCAUGUGAAAAAUCGUUUGAAAAACACAGGUCCUGAAAGCCAGCAAGGCAGGCACCUGUAGCCCCCACUGCCAUAACAGGUAUCAUACAGAAUUGAAGAAAUUAUCUGAAUGAAGCUGGUAGGCAGAAGUCAUGUGGUUAUUCUCUGACCAUCAGUGAGCAUCUCCCCCUCUCUGUUUGGAACCACGCUGAACCCAAGAUCAGAGGAAAAAAAAAUCCUCACUUGGCUAUUGCAACCGGUCAACUCAAAGUUCUACUUCGUGCCAGGCGGGUUUCUCUUGACUCUUGCCAGAACCUCACCAGAAGCCACCUAACAGCUGCCGGGGACGGCCCUACUCCCGCCAGCGGACUAUGCAGGCGAACAGAAAGGGUACAGAUGGGUUUAGUGAUACCUCCAGCAUCGGCAGUGUGCUGGACGACGCAGACAGGGAGGUGAGCAGCCUCACAGACCGGGCAUUCCGGAGUUUGUGCAUCUCAGAGGACACUUCCUUCCACGACUCGGACCUAGCUCUGUCCCCAGAUAUCUCCAGCCAGGGGUUUGGGACUUUUCACCAGGAAACAGUGAGCCACACCCACAGGAAAAGUGGGAUUUGGAGCCAGCUUCCAUCUCAAGGCACAGAGCAUUCUGGUUGGGCAGCCACCUUCCAACAGCAACCCAAAUAUGUUCAGGGGGAGGAAAAGUACCCCAAAAACAGUCCCCCGGCAACUCCAGUCCAGAGGAGACUGGAGGUACCCCUCUCUGGCCUGAGCAGCAGCAGCAAGCCCAUCUCCAAGGUCUCCUCGCUAAUCAGAUCUUUUGACAGGACAGAGAAUCAACCCUGUGACAGCCGGCCUCCUCCCAGCAAGCCUCCAGCCCUCAAAAAUCCCCCCAAGUUUGCACUUCCCCCAGAAGGUGGUGUCAACUUCUGCUUCGAUUCUGCCUUUUUGACCGUGAGGAGGGUGCCUGCUGAAGUCUCCAAAACCCAUCAGAGCAGCCACCAGCCUGGCAGAAUUCCUGGAGAGCAAGAGUCUCCCAAGAACCCAGAAGUAGCAGGCCACAGCUCAGAGAGCCUCCUCCGGACACCUGACCAUGUGGCUGACUCAUUUGAGUCAAGGUUUCCCACUCCACCACUCAAGCCAGCCAAAGCCGAGCCGGGAAGAGGCAAGGAGUGGGUUCCCAGGGGGACUUUUCUGCACAGUGAAAAUAGUGCGUUUGAGUCAUGGAAUAGCCACCAACCAAAGCUCCCGGAAAGAAAGGACAUUGCUGAAACAAUCCCAGAAAGCAAAGCUCCCAAACAUCAUGAGGGCAUGCCCUUGUUAAAGAAGCCUCUCCCUUCUGAGUCCAAAGUGUCCCCCUGCCAAGCCCGGACUAACUGCACCCAGGAAGAGACCAGGUCAGCAUCAGGGCCUCAGUCCAUAUCUGGAGCCUGGGGGGACAGGGAUCCAGGAUCCCAGGUAUUCCCUGUAGAGGGAAAUGCUUCACAGAUUGACCCCCAGAUGAAGCGGAGCCAGCCCCCAUGGAGGAAGCCAAAGGCUGGCAAAGGAGGAACAGAUGGUCCACAUGAUGCUUUGGAAGACAAGAAACAGCCUAAUAAGAGAGGCCAACCUCUGUAUUCAAAGCUCAACCCUCAGGGUCAAAUUCCAGAAAAUGGUGUUCUGGACAUGCCAGAGGGUCCAAAUGACCAUUACAGCCCCCCCUUUAACAUCAGUAAACUCCUCACCCCAAUUAUACCCACCAAGAAUGUCCUGGAAUCUUCAGACACCCAACCAGUGGAAAUCAGUCCAUCCCCUCCAGGACAGCCAAAUGGAUACCAGGAGAAGGAGCCCAACGAGGCUCAAUCUCGGGAGAGCUACAAGUCCAAAGCACCCAGCUUGCUGUUCAACCUCAAGGACGUUAGGAAGCGUGUCAAGAGCACGUACAGUCCCUUGCCUCUCUUAAAAAGCUUUGAUGAGAAAACCAGAGGUAGGCUUGAUAGCAAGCAAGAACUUGUGAGCAACGGGGUCCCCCUUCCCAAUGGGCUUGAAGAAAACCCUCCCGCAGAGCUUUCGAAGGAGAGGCCAGCUAGCAUUUUGCACGGCAGUACCCAGAAGGAUCCUGCAGUUAACUCCACUGAGUCCCUUGCCAACAGCCACUCGACCCUUGGUUCACCUUCAACUGGCUCCCAAACCCACUUCUGUGUCAAUGGGGAGGCUGCAGAAAGGCACAGUAAUGAGAAGGAAGAUGCCAAUAGAGCACCAGAAGAGGGUCCUUCCGAGUACGGCUGGCAUCCAGACUCCAGGGGACGCCUUCCCCGGAAACAUCUCUCCCUGAAACUCAGCAACAGGGAGUCCGAAACAGGACAGGCUACAGAGAAAAUGGAGCCCCACCAGCUGGACAAUGGGCUCUCAAGAUCCAUCUCCCAAGAGAUGGAGCCCGAGCAAGAAACGGGGCUCCAGAACCUACCCUUGAACCAGAAGUCCUCCCCGGGGCCCCUUUCCCCUGAGGAGGAGGAUGUGUUUUACAGCGACAGCCAGUCUGAUUUUACGCCGUGCCUCCAAACCAAGGCUAAAUUCAGCACCAGCUCCUCAGAUCAAUCCUUUGCUUCUUUUGAUGAUCAACAGAAGAUGUGGUUUACAGAAGGUCCCUGGGAAGACAGGAAGAAUCGUGUGAGUGCAAGUGACGAUCAAAAGGAUGAGGAGACCAUGAUGGAGAAAGAUGAGCCACAGCCAUGUACCUUAAGUAAUGGACAUAUAGGUGUGGAAGAACACAGACAGGAAGAAAUGCAAAGAAAAGCACAAGGUUGGUCGGGAGGGACACCCAGGAAGACAUCCGUGGAGGAAGUCAAUUUCAGAGGCUCUUGGGUGAGGGCUGAUAAGGAUACAGCUCUUCCACAUGCCAAGGACUCGAUUCCCUUGCCAGCUUCUGCCAGCAAGCACAGACUGUUCCCAAUUAAAGACAACACACUCAGGGCCACCCCGGUGAUAAAACCUAUCAUUCUGCCUCUCCUGAGGACAGUGUCCUCAGAGGACUCACUUAGUGGUGGACACAAAGAGAAUGAAUUACCAAGGCAACAGUGGGAUGAGGAUGCUGGUGGCCUCUGUGCCUCAGAAAGUCAGGAAAUGUGUAACACUUCUCUACCCAGCAACAUGCUGGGCGCAUGUGUGGUGUGUGAGGGCGUGGAGGAGGACCCUGUGCACACUGCAGCCCAGGCUGAAGCUUCUCAGCAAGCCCGGAAGGGAAGUUUUUCUUUCCUACCACUGGUGGAAGAGGAGGGCAAGAUGAAGCCACCCCCAGAUAUCACAGGCGAAGCGCCAGCGCGUGGUAAGAGCAGGUCUGCGGACUCAGGGAAACCGGCUGCCCCGCAGCACAUCCCCACCAUUGCUUUACCCCCAGAAGACCCGCCCUCCUCCCAGCCACUCCACACCAGUUGGGAAGAACAAGGUUUCCAAAGCCACUUUCUGUCUGCACCCAGAGCAGGACCUUCGGGAAAAAGGCUGGUCCCCAGUGAGGCAGCGACUUCCCCCAACCCCAGCUCUCUAGGUGAGAGCAGCACCGCGGCCAGCAGUGUUUGGGAGGAAGCUCCCCAGGCUCCCGGGGAACCGUGGCUGCGCCAGGAGCCUCCGAGCCCCAGCCCCUGGGCCAGCCCGGGGCGAGCCAGGCUCACCCGGAGGGAGGACAUGACACACGGCCUCACAUGGGAGGCUGAAGGCUCUGAUCCCCAACUCGAACGGUUGGCAGACCUCAGGACCCUCUCUCCGAGAGGCGCCUUGCUGGCAGAGGCUGCUGAGAAACCCGAGCCCCCUGCGCUGCUGGAGAGGGCGGCGGGCAAGCCCCCUGCAGUCCCGCCCAAGACCGAGAAGGCCCUACGGCGGGCCAAGAAGCUGGCCAGCAAGAGGAGGAAGAGCGAUCAGGCGCCCGAGAAGCACACCGAGGCCUGGGAGGGCCAGUCCUUGGCAGAGGACACGCAAGGGACAGAGAGGAGGCCGGUGUCUCCAGGAAAGGGGCCGCGGCCCAGGUUCCCUGCGGUCCGCUCCCUGCCCCCGCCCACGCACCGCCACUCGGUGUCCUGCGGCUGGGAGUCCUUGGGGAGGCGGCCUUGGGGCCCCCAGCCCCUCACGCCCCUGCCCCCUUAUCCCGCCACCCAGAAGGUGCUCCAGGAUCCUCAGUCGGGACAAUACUUUGUCUUCGAUGUGCCUCUCCAAGUGAAAAUCAAGACUUUCUAUGACCCCGAGACUGGCAAGUAUGUCAAGGUCUCUGUCCCAUCCUCGGAGGAUGCCUCCUCCGAGCCACCUCUGCAGGAUGCCCUGGCUGCUCCCUACCUACUGUACCCUGGCUUCCGGCCAGUGCCUGUAACCUCCGUGAUGCCUCUACGCUGCUCCUCUCAGCUGGCAGCUCCCACCUUUCUCAGGCAGGGGGGUUCCAGCCACAGGCCCCAGAGCUCCCAAGGCGCUAGACUGCAGCCUCCCCCUACCCAGCAUGCCUCUGCCCAGAGACCCCGGGGGCCUCCCCAUAGUCCAGAGGAAGAGGGUGCAGAAGCGCCGAGCCUCAGCAUCAUCUCCACCGAUGACCUAGAGGACUUUGCCACAGAGGGUGUUUCUUGAGAACUGAAGCAGACUGCCCCCAACUCUCCCCAAGCCAGAAAAGCUUACAGUCACAGAACCUCUCCAACAAUGCCUCUAUCUGCCUAUCUACCUACCUAUCUCUGUCUACAUGCAUACACACACACACACACACACACACACACACACACACACACACACCUUCAACUCAUAUUUAGCCAUUUGAGACCUCUAUAGUCCAAGAGGAAGUGAAGAUCCCUGGGGGCUCUCUGGGGGCUCCCUGGGGCCACGGCCCAUUCCCCUCUUCCUCUAGCCAUCCCCUGCCCUUCUCUGAUCCUACAGUGGGGUGGAUAUGGCAUGGGACAUUGGCCAUCCUAAGAGUUACUGGGCUCAGGGCACCCCCACAGUCUCCUUCUCGAGGGUGGGCUUCCUCAGCAAGGUUCCUAGAAACGCUGAGCCCUGCAGUGGGUGGGAAGCUCUCCACCAGGUGGACUCCACCACACCCAACCUGGGGUCAGGCGUAGCACAUAGCAGCAGUUUUAGGUCCCCUCAGGUGGCACUGGCUAAGGACAGACCCAGGGCAAUCUCGCAGAAGUGAUCAUUUGCACAGUGGUUCUCCUCAUGGUGGAAGCUUUGUCUCUGAAGAUCUACUGAGAAAGCAAAGGCUACUAUUUAAAAUGUGAAACAAGUUUGCCCGUGUGGUCCUGUCCCUGGACUCUGUCUUUCUUCUGUGCGGUUCUUAGCUAGGAGGCAGAGUCAUGAACCCCUUCCCCAGAGCUGCCAAGACCUUCUCCCUCCUGGAACACCAACUCUGUACUUUCUCAGUCCAGGCCUGCUGCUCUUGCAGGGGAUAAAAAUGAUGGCCUGAGCCCACCAAAAGAGAUGGCCUAAAGAAACUAAGUCAGAUUGUUAGUGACCCAAUCAGUGACUGGUUCCUGUGUCCUGCACUCAAAACCCAGAGGAGUCCUUAGUCCCUGGCCUCAGAGAAUUUGGAAUUGAAUCUAUAGAGGGAGCUGAGGGUGGUCACUGGCCCUGCUCGUCACACUGUGAGGGUCAGAGAGACAGCCUCAGCAGGCAGCCAUGCCGGAGAGGAAAGCCUGCCCAAGCUCCAGGGCUCCCACCUGGCCUCUAGUGCUGGUGCUUAAUUCCUAUUCUGGGGAUAGAUGAGGAUCAAGCAGCCUCCUUUCUUGUUUAAAAUAUCAGCAGCUGUCAAGACUGUGUUUCCACCUCCCAGGAGCAUGGGAGUAAAAUCUGCCACCCUCGCUCUGUUGGGGUGUCACUGGGAAUGGGAAGUGUGUGCACAGCUCACCACGUCUAAAAACAGGCUUUGAACAAUAUUCUGAGUCAGGAUUUGAAUUCAGGAUUUGGUAUCUAAUGAUUCUCCUAGCAAAUGAAGCCACAGCUGGAUCUCAGAAUGAAAAUACCCCCACAGACCUCUACCUCAUCUAUGCCAUUAGAAUUGGAUACACUUGUCAGCCAGGUGAUAGCCGGUCAGGAGUUCAAGUCACUUGUCCCACAAAUGUGGCUCCUCCGAGUCAAUGGCAAGAGUCAAGACAGAGGUUGUGUUUGGGUGACACAACCAAGUCACCUCAGGGUCCUCUCUGCUACCUUCUCAUCUGACUAGAAUUUGAAAAAUGAUCUCAUCUUGAAAGUCUCAAGUCCCUAGAAAAGAAGUACCUAACCAAAGUUGAGUUCCAAGGCUUAAUAGUUACCAUAGUAAAAGAAACACUGUCCCAACAAGGAAAAAUACCUGGGGCAGUUUGUUUGGGAAAAGCAGUCUUGGAGGCAAUGUUGGCAGGGCUAUAAACAGAGAUGGAAAGCUCAUCGGGAGGAUGUUUGGAGGUCAGGGUCACCUCUCCAUGGUUGUAGUGGAGGAGCAGGACCCAGGCAGAUGGUGGUAUCUACUCACAUUGGGGAGCAGGGAUGCCAUGGGCUCCAAGACCCCCCACAAGCCAGUCCUCACUCACAGCAAAGCAUCAGUGGUCCUACAUUCAGAAGCUAGCUCAGAGAACAAAAGGUAAGAACCACCCAAUGAGAGCAACUCACCCACCAGUGAUCUCUUUCGGCUCCUCCCUGUCAAGAAUGACAAAGCUCACUUAUGCUUCCCUGCUCCCUGUUUUUGUUUGUUUGUUUGUUUGUCUCUCUUUCCUUCCUUCUCUUCUCCUCCCUCUAUCCCUUUCUUCCUGCCUUCCUCUCUUUUCCUCUCCCUCCUUCCCUUUUACAAACUUUUGCACUAUGAUAGACACUUCAAUUGGACACCGAAAUUACCAUGGUAAGAUCUGGUCUCUGCACAUUUGGAGUUCCAGUAUAACAGACAAGGAAGACAAUUACCAUCCCGUAUGUUUAGUAAUUUAGAGGUAGCUCCGAGGAGCACCUAACUCAGCACAGAAGGAAAGGGGCCUUUCUUGGGCAGAUGGCAUCUGAGCCAAGUCAAGACACCCAAGGUAUCACACCGGCCCGUGAAGACAGAAGGUCUCCCCAGCAUUUGUUUAGCAAAGAUGACAUUGAUCAAAUACUAAGAGAUUUGUCAUACCAUAUCAAAGUACGUUGACUUAGCUAAUUAUUCAUUAUUAUUUCUAAUCAAAGCAAGAACUGAAAUUAUAGCCUCGUGGGAUAGACUUAUUGAUAUGUCCUUCAGCUUUUGAACUGAUAUUUCAUUCACUUGGUUGCCCAAAAAUAUCCCUCCUUCUGCCACUAUAUCUAAACAAGAAAGUGGUAAGACAUGAACAGAUGUAAUUUGUGGAGACUGCAGAUGUUGCCUAUAUCUCCCGUUUAGAAGGAUGGCCCUCUUCUAUGAGCUGGAGCCCCUGGGGAGCGGACCUAAAUAAAGAAUUUCUCUCAAGGGUACCACUGAAAAUCCUGGGGCUGUUUAGCUAGAACAACCAAGAGUUUACAUGGUGUAGUGUUUUCUCCCCUCUCAGCCUGACCUCAGCCCCCCAGAAGGUAUCUCAAUGGCCUCACUUUACUACAAUGCAAACAGUCUCCCAGACACUAUGGAGGGCCUGCCAGAGGGUUGAACCUGUCUCAUCUCUAGGUGGACAUCCUUAUCACCUAAGUGGUGCUUCAAUAAAUGCAGUCCUCAUCCUUACCAGCACUACCACACCAGGGAGCUGACCUGAACCCUGGAAUUCCAGUCUGCAUCAUCCUUCACCUAGGUGACAAUGGCUUAUCUGUACAAUGAGUUCUGAGACGCCUGCUCUCCCUGCUGAUCCUGGACGGAGUCGGGGUUGGAGCCUGCCUUCCUGUCAGGGGCACAGAAAAGGCUGCUUCCCCACCUCCUGCCUGGUGAGAGAGUGCCAAUAAAGGUGGUUUGCAUUCAACUGGAGAGGGUCAACUCUAACAACCUGAGCGGCCUCUACAUGAGCAACUGGGAUCACUGGUCCCUUAUGGCAGAAUUCAAGAACCUCUUUACUAGGACAAGGAUGGAUCAGGAUAUCACAAGAGAACUGACUUAAAGCUUUCCAUAACCCAAGCUAUGUGUAAAGAGCGGAAGUCUAAACAGAGUGGCCUUAUGCAAAUAAUGGGUGAUCAUUUGCAUACAAAGAAGAUCUCAAGGAAAAUCUGAAUUGUUUGUGUGUAGAAAGCAUUUCAACCCAGGUGGUAUCGUACAAUUGAACACAACUGUCAUGUAGGUCUUCCACAAUAGGCAGGUAUAAAACCAAGCUGAGCAGACAACUUAAGGCCAUACCACCAGAGCUUGUCACCAUUAAACUCCACUUAGGCUUCUUCAGUGUCACGUUUACAGAGCCCUCUGAGUAGAGGGGCCCUCCCUUCAUUCUUCCAGAUGUCUCAGGGUGUGGUUAGGAAGGAGGCCUUCCCUUCCCAGGAUUCUGACCAACACAAGCAGAUGCUUGAAGAAGAAAGGAUUCCAGUGACCUCCUGUCCAAGCUGGGAUGUGCAUUAGUUUGUUUUCAUAAGGCCUUAAGAAAAGCCCAAGGCUGUGUGCCUUGCAAAGGAAAGAGUUUUGUUUGGUUCAGGGUUCUGAUGGCUGUGAGGUCCAGACAGUGUUCCGGUGAGAUUCCCUGACUGACAGCAUGGUGGAGAACCAGGAGAGGAACAGGAAACUGGCUGUAUUCCGAAGAGGCAUGUGCCUGAGGCAAGAAGUCUGAGACCUCCUUCUCUUGUCGCUGAGACAGAACAUCUGAUAAGAGCAACUGAGGGAAGGACAGCUCAAUUACAGCUCACAGUUGGAAGGCACAGGUCAUGAUGUCAGCGAAGAUGUGAUGGCAAGAGCGUGAAGUGGCUGGUCAGGCUGCAUCUGCAAUCAGGAAGCCAAGAGAGAUGUGAGCUGGUGCUCAACUUCGUUUUUAUCCAGUCCAGGACUCAAGUGCCAGUUACAUUCAAGAUACGUCUUCAGUUCAGCCGUUCUGGAAACACCCUCAAAGACACAGACAGAGAUGUAUUUCCAUGGUGAUUUAAGUCCCAUUAAGUCGACAGUCAAGAUUAACCAUCACAUAAGAGAACAAGGGGCCAGAUCCACUCUUUAUAACAGUCCUUCAGGACAAAACUAGCAUGCCCUUGCAAGACCAGUAUUAAGCCCUUAGUGGGUGUGCUGCCCUGGUGACCUAACCAUCCAUCCCCUAUUAGGUCCGCUUCCUAAAGGUCCCAUUAUCUCAAUUUCACCAUGAGGACCAAACUUCAAGCACAUGAAUCUAUGGGGGACAAGCCACACCCAGCAGUUUCUCCUUUGCUAAAAUGUAGUUCACUUCGAAAUUGUUUUUCUAUCUCAGCACAUUUCUCAGCUUAGGAUGGCACUGCUGACACUAGCCUUGUUUCAAUGUCAUUGGUCCUCUUGGAUCUGGGUUCUGACUCCCGUCUCUUGUAUUCGUCCCUUCUUUGUGUUACAGCUUUCUAUCCCCUUCAGAAGACAGCUGUGAAGGCUUUGCUGACCCCUACCCACCUGCCUUUCUGUCUCCAUGCCCAUGGCUCUAUUUUCCUCUGAAUUUGGAAGCUUUAAGCCAAACCUCUUCAUUCUCGUUUCUAAAUCCAGAGUGUUCUGGGUAACUUUGGUCUGGGUCUCUGUGCUUUUUCCAGCCCCCUGCUCCUCCAUGAAUAAAACUGAGAGCGUCAGCAGGCCAGUCCAGAGUCACACCAAUGGUCAGAGUCCCGCAGGACUCCAGUCAAGGUUGCUCAAGUAGAAGCCAUGGCUGUCCUCACUUAUACACAUCUGGCCCCAAUGGGGAGUUUCACUAGGAAGGAACCAGUGCACAGAGCAACAUGACCUCAGUGGAACUCUGCCCCUUCCCACCCCAACCACAGUUACCAUAUUGACAUUGUCUAGCAUGCUGCUUUUAUAAAAGAUGGGUAUUUCCUUUUUGA